AUGACGAGUGGAAAUAUUAUGCCUAAGACUGAGCCUUGUAAUGAAUUGUUGAGUUUGUUUUCGAAAUUGAAUCGAACCGAGAGGGCUUGGGUUUUGUAUGCUGACAUGUUUGGGUUGAAGAUCAAGUCCAGUGUUUGUACUUUUAACAUCAUGAUUAAUGUGUUGUGCAAAGAAGGCAAGUUGAACAAGGCAAAGGAGUUUCUUGGGUUUAUGAGAUUUUGGGGAUUAAGCCAGCCUACUGUUGUUACUUAUAAUACUAUCAUUCAUGGGUUUUGUUUGAGAGGCAGAGUUGGAGGGGCUCAGAUGAUUUUUGGUGCUAUGAAAGGGAGAGGAGUUCAGCGGGAUUCUUACACGUAUGGAUUGCUUAUUAGUGGGAUGUGUAAGGAGAGAAGGCUUGAUGAAGCGUCUGGUCUUUUUGAUAAAAUGCUGGAAAUUGGGCUGCUUCCGAGUGCUGUUACUUAUAACACCCUGAUUGAUGGUUAUUGCAAUAAGGGUGACCUGGACAAGGCUUUCGGUUAUAGAGAUGAGAUGGUGAACAAGGGGGCUGCAGCUAGCAGUGUGGCUAGGCAAGCUGGCUACGGCUGCUGGGCUACUGGGCUGCAGGUCUGCGAGGCUGAUGGGCUGCGCGGAAAAAGGUGCGGCAGUAGCAAGGUUCGGCAGCAGGGGCUGGUGGGCUAG
This is a messenger RNA of Rosa chinensis, 678 nucleotides long. Its product is annotated as pentatricopeptide repeat-containing protein At2g15630, mitochondrial. The transcript is spliced from 2 exons. The coding region runs from base 1 to 678 and encodes 225 amino acids. Lineage: Eukaryota; Viridiplantae; Streptophyta; Magnoliopsida; Rosales; Rosaceae. Gene Ontology annotation, molecular function: protein binding. The record is from RefSeq and is a predicted model, not a curated record.